AUGUCGAAACCGCCGCGGUCAAUCCCACGGUCCUGGACAUCAACAUUGAAGCUUCCUAAAUCCACAUUCCCCCCGCGCGUAACGCCAGCCGACCAGAAAAAAUACCUGAAACGAUGUACCGAUGACCUCUACGCCUGGCAAGGUCGCGAACGCCCUGCGAAUAAAUCCUUCGUCCUACACGAUGGCCCACCGUACGCCAACGGAGAAUUGCACGUCGGCCAUGCUCUGAACAAAAUAUUGAAGGAUCUAAUCUGUCGCUUUCAAUUGGGACAAGGCAAGCGCAUCCGAUAUGUGCCUGGAUGGGACUGUCAUGGUCUACCCAUUGAGCUGAAAGCGCUCCAGGGACUUCGAGAUAUGGACGUACAGAAUGGCUCAGUCAGUCCUGUGGUCAUCCGGAAAUCCGCGCGGCAACUUGCGAGGCAGACAGUCAAGGAGCAGAUGAAAGGAUUCCGCGGGUUUGGAGUGAUGGCAGAUUGGGACAAUCACUGGAAAACAAUGGACAAGACAUUUGAAAUGCGCCAACUUGGUAUUUUCCGAGAGAUGGUGGAUCGCGGGUUGAUCUACCGGAAAUUCAAGCCUGUCUACUGGUCCCCGUCAACAGGGACGGCACUUGCAGAGGCUGAGCUGGAAUAUAAAGAUGAUCAUGUUUCAACUGCUGCACUUGUCAAGUUUCCUUUAGUAAACAUCCCGGAACAUUUGACCAAGGACCCGUUACUCCAGUCGCGGGAUGUCAAUGCGGUUAUUUGGACAACAACGCCCUGGACAUUGCCUGCGAAUGCUGCCAUUGCAGUCAGUGAGGAAUUGGAGUACACUAUCGUUCAGUCUGAAACUCAUGGGUAUCUUCUUGUUGCUCAAUCACGAGUUGAAUAUCUUCAGCAUAUGUUGAAUGAGGAGCUUGAUAUCAUUGUUCCGUCGAUUCUUGGAUCUGAACUGGCUGACAAGACUACCUAUCACCCAUUGUUCAAAGAUGCGACCGCUAAACCUCAGCCUAUAAUCAGUGCACCAUUCGUUACUGCGGACUCCGGAUCUGGCUUGGUUCACUGUGCACCCGGCCAUGGUAUGGAUGAUUACGAAGCCUGUCUUGCUCGUGGCAUUGAAGUAUUUGCGCCUGUGAAUGACGAUGGGAAGUUUACUGAAAAGGCGAUGCCCCAUGACCCUACUCGUUUGUCCGGAAAGGCAGUGCUUGGAGAAGGAAACACGGCAGUACUAGAAUAUGUUCAUUCUCGAGGUCAACUACUUGCUCAACAUCGCUACGAUCACAAGUAUCCCUACGACUGGCGCUCUAAGCAACCUAUCAUCAUCCGAGCUACCGAACAGUGGUUUGCUGAUGUCGCCGAUAUCCGUACCAGCGCUCUCCGAGCGCUCGAAGAUGUCAAGUUUGUCCCAGAGGCUGGCAAGAACCGAUUGGAGAAUUUCGUCAAGGGCCGCAGCGAAUGGUGUAUCUCACGGCAACGAGCGUGGGGUGUUCCCAUUCCUGCCCUUUACCACAGAACCACUGGCGAUGCUGUUCUCACCAAAGACAGCGUUUUGCACAUCAUGAACACCAUAGAGGAGCGCGGCAUUGACGCAUGGUGGACUGACAGCGCUGAUGACCCAGCUUGGCUUCCAUCCUCCUUACGUGAUGACCCCAUAGGCUUCCGACGCGGUACCGAUACGAUGGAUGUUUGGUUUGACAGUGGCACCAGUUGGUCAGAAAUUGACGUUCCCACUGAAGGCCGUAGUCACCCUGCCGAUGUCUAUCUUGAAGGAACCGAUCAGCACCGUGGCUGGUUUCAGUCCGGUCUCUUGACUUAUAUUGCCCACCAGCUGGCCUCUGGAAAGACCGAUAUUCCCCGUGCCCCCUUCCGUAAUCUCAUCACUCAUGGUUUCACUCUGGAUGAGGACGGUCGCAAGAUGAGCAAGUCUAUCGGCAACACUAUCCCCCCUCAGACCAUCAUGGACGGUACUCUUCUCCCUCCUCUCAAACCGCGAAAAGGCAAGGGCAAGAAACAGGCAGAAACCCAAGAACCAUCUUAUGAUGCCUUGGGGCCUGAUGCUCUACGUCUUUGGGCCGCAAGUAGUGACUAUACCCGUGAUGUAGUGAUUGGUAAACAGGUUCUCCAAACUGUCCAUACCAGUCUUCACAAGUUCCGAGUCACGUUCAAGCUAUUGCUAGGGGCAUUGGCAGACUUCCAACCAAGUUGCCUAGUCCCUUACGGGCAGUUGCAGCAGGUUGACCGAAUUGCAUUGAAGCAGCUGUCGGACAUGGUCCUUACCUCUCAAAAGUCCUUUGACAAUUUUGAAUUCUACAAAGCUGUAACCCAGCUGAAUCGCUGGGCCAACCACGACUUCUCUUCCUUCUACAUGGAAGCCAUUAAGGAUCGGCUCUACACGCUGGGUGAGAACAGCAGCAGUCGCCGAGCAGCCCAGACCACUCUCUUCCACAUCUUUAGCCACUUGCAAGAAGUAUUGGGUCCCAUCACUCCACUACUUGUGGAGGAGACCUGGGAACAUACACCCGAGGCUAUUCGAUCGCAGAGUGAUCACCCCUUGCAGCGGGUUGCCUCGAUCCCGGCUUCGGAAUGGAACGACCCAGCCUUGGACAUCAGCUACCUCGAAUUGAAUGCCGUGCACUCUGUGAUCAAGAACCUGCAGGAGCAGGCGCGUGGGGAAAAGCAACUUGGCUCGUCCCUGCAAUCAUACGUCCACCUGGUUCUCCCAGGUAAUACAAGCCAAACAGUUCUCCACCAGUACCUUUCCGAGCUGCCCGAUCUGUUCGUUGUUUCAUCUGUAACCCUUAGCCAACCCGGCGAGUCCGUCCCCACCGAGAUCUCGGAAGCUGAGUGGCAGUAUGAGGGCACAUGUGAGCUUCCCAACAAUCAACAGGGUGCGGUCUAUGUCUACGCUCCUCGAGCCACCAAAUGCAAUAGGUGCUGGCGAUAUGCCGUGGCGGAACCUGUGGAGCCAGAGGCAGCGAUCUGCACUCGAUGCGAAGAUGUAAUGGAGACAUUACAGUAG
Penicillium angulare is the source of this 2997-nucleotide messenger RNA. RefSeq names its product isoleucine--tRNA ligase ISM1. Gene Ontology annotation, cellular component: cytosol. The record is from RefSeq and is a predicted model, not a curated record. Gene Ontology annotation, biological process: isoleucyl-tRNA aminoacylation. Gene Ontology annotation, molecular function: aminoacyl-tRNA deacylase activity; ATP binding; tRNA binding. Lineage: Eukaryota; Fungi; Ascomycota; Eurotiomycetes; Eurotiales; Aspergillaceae. The coding region runs from base 1 to 2997 and encodes 998 amino acids. The transcript has a single exon.